AGUCAGAUCUGAAUUAGUCCCUAUGUGUUUGGCACUGUACAGGGUUAGAGGCCUUGCAGUGGAGCUUCCAGCUUUGUUAUCAUGCAUUGUAAUAUUUCCUAUGUCCUGGUACUGUGUGCUCUGUUCCAUCCAGGUAAACCACAAUGCAAUGUGGACAUCACAGAGCGUGAAGAUUGUGGAUUUCCUGGAAUAAGUGCUAAGGAAUGCUAUUCCAGAGGCUGCUGCUUUAAUUCAAAUGUUCCUGGGGGUAACUGGUGUUUUUACCCCAAAAGCACAGCAAGUGACAAGAAACAAUGUAAUGUGGAACUGUACAACAGAAGGGAUUGCGGCUACCCCACAAUAAGUGCUAUGGAAUGUAAGGAGAGGAAUUGUUGCUUUGACUCCAGCAUUCCUGGCGUUAACUGGUGUUUCUACUCGAAGUCACAAGCAAGUGACCUGAAACAAUGUAAUGUGGAACCGUACAACAGAAGGGAUUGCGGCUACCCCACAAUAACUGCUGCGGAAUGUAAGAAGAAGAAUUGUUGCUUUGACUCCAGCAUUCCUGGGGUUAACUGGUGUUUCUUCUCCAAGUCACAAGAUAAACAGCAAUGUAGUGUGGACAUCAAAAGGCGUGAAUGUGGAUUUCCCGGGAUAAGUGCUAAGGAAUGCUAUUCCAGAGGCUGCUGCUUUAAUCCAAGUGUUACCGGGGCUAAAUGGUGUUUUCACCCCAAAAGCACAGAUAAACGGCAAUGUAGUGUGGACAUCACAGAGCGUGAAGAUUGUGGCUUUCCCGGGAUAAGUGAUAAGGAAUGUUAUUCCAGAGGCUGCUGCUUUAAUUCAAGUGUUCCCGGGGACAAAUGGUGUUUUUUCCCCAAAAGCACAGAUAAAAAGCAAUGUAGUGUGGACAUCACAGAGCGUGAAGAUUGCGGAUUUCCUGGGAUAAGCGAUAAGGAAUGCUAUUCCAGAGGCUGCUGCUUUAAUUCAAGUGUUCUUGGGGAUAAAUGGUGUUUUUACCCCAAAAGCAAAGAUAAACAGCAAUGUAGUGUGGACAUCACAGAGCGUGAAGAUUGUGGAUUUCCUGGGAUAAGUGAUAAGGAAUGCUAUUCCAGAGGCUGCUGCUUUAAUUCAAGUGUUCCCGGGGACAAAUGGUGUUUUUACCCCAAACGCACAGAUAAACGGCAAUGCAGUGUGGACAUCACAGAGCGUGAAGAUUGCGGAUUUCCUGGGAUAAGUGAUAAGGAAUGCUAUUCCAGAGGCUGCUGCUUUAAUUCAAGUGUUCCUGGGGAUAAAUGGUGUUUUUACCCCAAAAGCACAGAUAAAAAGCAAUGUAGAGUGGACAUCACAGAGCGUGAAGAUUGUGGAUUUCCCGGGAUAAGCGAUAAGGAAUGCUAUUCCAGAGGCUGCUGCUUUAAUUCAAGUGUUCCUGGGGAUAAAUGGUGCUUUUACCCCAAAAGCACAGAUAAACGGCAAUGUAGUGUAGACAUCAAAGAGCGUGAAGAUUGUGGAUUUCCCGGGAUAAGCGAUAAGGAAUGCUAUUCCAGAGGCUGCUGCUUUAAUUCAAGUGUUCCCGGGGAUAAAUGGUGUUUUUACCCCAAAAGCCCAGCAAGUGACAAACAAUGUAAUGUGGAACCGUACAGCAGAAGGGAUUGCGGCUACCCCACAGUAAGUGCUGCGGAAUGUAAGAAGAGGAAUUGUUGCUUCAACUCCAGCAUUCCUGGGAUUAACUGGUGUUUCAUCUCCAAGUCGCAAGAUAAACAGCAAUGUAGUGUGGACAUCACAGAGCGUGAAGAUUGCGGGUUUCCCGGGAUAAGCGCUAAGGAAUGCUAUUCCAGAGGCUGCUGCUUUAAUUCAAAUGUUCCUGGGGGUAAAUGGUGUUUUUACCCCAAAAGCACAGGAAGUGACAACCAAUGUAACGUAGAACCAUACAACAGAAGGAAUUGUGGCUUCCCCACAAUAAGUGCUGCGGAAUGUAAGAAGAGGAAUUGUUGCUUUGACUCCAGUAUUCCUGGGGUUAACUGGUGUUUCUUCUCCAAGUCACAAGAUAAACAGCAAUGUAGUGCAGACAUCAAAGAGCGUGAAGAUUGUGGAUUACCUGGGAUAAAUGCUAAGGAAUGCUAUUCCAGAGGCUGCUGCUUUAAUUCAAGUGUUCCCGGGGAUAAAUGGUGUUUUUACUCCAAAAGCCCAGAUAAACAGCAAUGUAGUGUGGACAUCAAAGAGCGUGAAGAAUGCGGGUUUCCCGGGAUAAGCAAUAAGGAAUGCUAUUCCAUAGGCUGCUGCUUUAAUUCAAGUGUUCCUGGGGUCAAAUGGUGUUUUUACCCAAAAAGCACAGAUAAACAGCAAUGUAGUGUGGGCAUCAAAGAGCGUGAAGAGUGCGGAUUUCCUGGGAUAAGUGAUAAGGAAUGCUAUUCCAGAGGCUGCUGCUUUAAUUCCAGUGUUCUCGGGGAUAAAUGGUGUUUUUACCCCAAAAGCACAGGAUGCUCUGUGAGGCCCAAGCUGAGGAAAGACUGCGGAUAUCCCAACAUCGGCUCCAAGGACUGUCUGGCUAGAGGCUGCUGUUUCGACUCCAGUAUUCCCAAGACUGUCUGGUGCUUCUAUGGAUAUAAAUGAAAUACUAAUGAUACGCAGUAUAACCAGCUCGUAACAAGCAUCUGAGUCUCCGUACAGACACAUCCUGGUUCUGUGUGCUUUUUUUCUGAUCUUUAAAUGUGAUUUUAAUAAACUAGAGAGCUGUUCUUUAUUGCUUAUCAAGGUUUAGAAUAAAAAUUGAUCAUUUCUAGAAGUGUUACAGCAUUAUAAUUAAUAUCCAUGUUUUGUAUUCAUACUGUAUAUGGAUUUCCUUAUCAAUACAUUGAUUCCCAACAUACUACACCCUACAAAUCACAUUUGUAUAAUCAAAUAUAUAAACAAGUCCUUAAUGCA
Molecule: messenger RNA, 2898 nt
Organism: Pseudophryne corroboree (corroboree frog)
Lineage: Eukaryota; Metazoa; Chordata; Amphibia; Anura; Myobatrachidae
Product: integumentary mucin C.1-like
Exons: 18
Coding region: 82-2586 (834 amino acids)
Source: RefSeq, a predicted model, not a curated record